This is a messenger RNA of Camelina sativa (false flax), 2339 nucleotides long. Its product is annotated as wall-associated receptor kinase 3. Lineage: Eukaryota; Viridiplantae; Streptophyta; Magnoliopsida; Brassicales; Brassicaceae. The record is from RefSeq and is a predicted model, not a curated record. Gene Ontology annotation, molecular function: ATP binding; polysaccharide binding; protein serine/threonine kinase activity. Gene Ontology annotation, cellular component: plasma membrane. Gene Ontology annotation, biological process: cell surface receptor signaling pathway; protein phosphorylation.
GAGAAAAGAAAAAGAAAAAAAGAGAGAAUAAGGUAGAAGAUGAAGCUGCUGCAGGAGGGUGUGUUCUUGGUUGCUAUUUUCUUCUUUGCAUAUACGCAGCAGCUGGUGAAGGGGCAACAUCAACCUCGCAAGGAUUGCCAAACUAAAUGUGGCAACAUCACAAUCGACUACCCUUUUGGCAUUUCUUCAGGUUGUUACUAUCCCGGAGAUGACAGUUUUAAUCUCACCUGCGACGAGAAACAGAAUCUCUACAUAGGCAACAACACUGAAGUGAAAACUUUUAACCACAGUAGCCAGCUAAGUGUUAUGUUUAACCGAUUCUCUUUUUGCAACGACGAGCAGAGGAAUAGUACUAAUGAAACUCUCAUCGGGUAUCGGCUGGGUAGUAGUUUCUCUCUCUCGGCCACCAACAAGUUUUAUUUAGUAGGCUGUAACGCUUUGGCACUUCUAAGCACUUUUGGCAAGCAAAAUUACUCAACUGGAUGCCUGUCAUUAUGCAAUGCACCACCGGUGGAAAAUGGAGAAUGUAAUGGUGUAGGUUGCUGCAGAACAGACGUUACUGUCCGGUCGGAUAGCAAUAUAUUCCAAUAUGGCUCAGAUCGCUUCGUGAACCAAUUUAAUGCUUCCGAAGGUCAAUUUAAAACUUCUGUAUAUCAGUUUAAUCCUUGCACCUACGCAUUUCUCGUUGAGAACGGUCAGUUUAACUUCAGUUCUUCGAAAGAUCUGAAGAACCUCCGGAAUCUCACGAGUUUCCCUGUGUCACUGGAUUGGUCUAUUGGAAACAAGACAUGCAAGCAAGCAGGAAGCACAAGCAUAUGCCGUGAGAAUAGUGGAUGUAUUGAUUCUACUCGUGGAAAGGGUUAUAACUGCAAAUGCUUAGAAGGUUUUGAUGGGAAUCCAUACCUUCCAAACGGUUGUCAAGACAUCAACGAGUGUACUACUAAUAGCAGUACCCAUAAACAUAAUUGUACGGAUCCCAAAACCUGUAGACUCAAGGAUGGUGGAGGCUUCUAUUGCAAGUGCCCAUCUGGUUACGACUUAACUGCCACUAUGAACUCCACUAUGAGCUGCACGAGGCCUGAAUACUUAAGAUGGACUCAAAUUUUACUUGGAACCACCAUCGGCUUCUUGGUCCUCCUGAUUGCCGUUAGCUGUAUACAACAUACAACGAAGCACCGAAAGGAAACCAAGCUCCGACAACAAUUCUUCGAGCAAAAUGGCGGCGGCAUGUUAAUACAUCGAAUCUCAGUAGCAGGGUCAUCAAAUGUUGAUGUCAAAAUCUUUACCGAGGAAGGCAUGAAGGAAGCAACCAAUGGUUAUGAAGAGAGCAGGAUCCUGGGUCAGGGAGCCCAAGGAACAGUCUACAAAGGUAUAUUACCGGACAAAUCCAUCGUUGCUAUAAAGAAAGCUCGGCUUGGAGACAGUAGCCAAGUAGAGCAGUUCAUCAACGAAGUGCUAGUGCUUUCACAAAUCAACCAUAGGAACGUGGUCAAGCUCUUGGGGUGUUGUUUAGAGACUGAAGUUCCAUUGUUAGUCUAUGAGUUCAUUCCCAGUGGGACUCUUUUCGAUCACUUGCACGACUCCAUUUUUAAUUCUUCUCUAACAUGGGAACACCGUCUGAGAAUAGCCAUAGAAGUUGCUGGAACUCUUGCAUAUCUUCACUCCUCUGCUUCUAUUCCAAUCAUCCACCGAGAUGUCAAGACUGCUAAUAUCCUACUAGAUGAUAACUUAACUGCAAAAGUAGCUGACUUUGGUGCUUCAAGGCUGAUACCGAUGGAUAAAGAGCAGCUCACAACUAUGGUGCAAGGCACUCUAGGUUACUUAGACCCAGAGUACUACACCACAGGGUUACUAAACGAAAAGAGCGAUGUUUAUAGCUUCGGGGUAGUCCUCAUGGAACUGAUCUCAGGUCAAAAGGCAAUGUGCUUUGAUCGGCCACAGCAGUCAAAACAUCUGGUGAGUUACUUUGCUUCUGCCACGAAAGAGAAUAGGUUGCAUGAGGUUAUUGAUGGGAAAGUGAUGAAGGAGGACAAUCAGAGGGAAGAGAUCAAGAAAGCUGCAAGAAUUGCUGUUGAGUGUACAAGACUGAUGGGAGAGGAAAGGCCAAGGAUGAAAGAAGUAGCUGCGGAGCUAGAGGCUUUGACAGUCAAAACAACCAAACAUAAGUGGUCGAAUGAACAGUUGAUGAGUGGUCACAUAUUGUCUGCACAAGGCGAUACCAGUAGCCGUGGUUAUGACAGCAUCAACAAUGUAGCAAGGUUUGACAUUGAAGCUGGCCGCUGAUCAAAUCACAUGUAUAUCUUUUGUUUGUGAAUAGUGCUUAUCUCUUUUUUCUUUUA